AUGGUGCAAAUAUUAAUGAAAAAAAAUAAAAAUGGAAGCACUGCCCUCCAUGAGGCAGUAUAUUAUAAUUAUAAAGAAAUAGUCGAACUUCUUCUUUUGAAAGGUGCAAAUAUCAAUGAAAAAAAUAAAAAUGAAAACACUGCCCUCCAUGAGGCAGUAUAUUAUAAUUAUAAAGAAAUAGUCGAACUUCUUCUUUUGAAAGGUGCAAAUAUCAAUGAAAAAAAUUUCCAAGGAUCUACCGCUCUUCAUAACGCAGCAGCUCAUAAUAGUAAAGACACAGCCGAAUUUCUUCUUUCACAUGGUGCAGAUAUCAAUGAAAUAAAUAAAAUUGGAAACUCUGCUCUCCACAAUGCAGCAAUGAAAAAAUGUAUGGAAACAGCUGAAUUCCUCCUUUCACAUGGUGCAAAUAUCAAUGGAAAGAAUUAUUUUGGACGAACCCCUCUUUAUGAAUCAGCGUAUAGGAAUUGUAAAGAAAUGGUCGAACUUCUUCUUUUGCAUGGUGCAAAUAUUAAUGAAAAAAAUAAAAAUGGAAGCAUUGCCCUCCAUGAGGCAGCAUAUCAUAAUUAUAAAGAAAUAGUCGAACUUCUUCUUUUGAAAGGUGCAAAUAUCAAUGAAAAAAAUAACCAAGGAUCUACCGCUCUUCAUUAUGCAACAGAAAAUAAUCGUAAAGAAAUAGUCGAAUUUCUUCUUUCACAUGGUGCAGGUAUCAAUGAAAAAGAUGAACAUGGAAAAACUGCUCUUCAUUAUGCAACAGAAAAUAAUUGUAAAGAAAUUGUUGAACUUCUUCUUUCACAUGGUGCAAGUAUCAAUGAAAAUAAAUGA
Trichomonas vaginalis G3 is the source of this 822-nucleotide messenger RNA. Its product is annotated as ankyrin repeat protein family. Gene Ontology annotation, biological process: protein ubiquitination. Gene Ontology annotation, molecular function: protein binding; ubiquitin-protein transferase activity. Gene Ontology annotation, cellular component: cytoplasm. The record is from RefSeq and is a predicted model, not a curated record. Bases 1 to 822 code for a protein of 273 amino acids. The transcript has a single exon. NCBI's taxonomy places the organism in Eukaryota, Parabasalia, Trichomonadida, Trichomonadidae.